Colletes gigas is the source of this 676-nucleotide messenger RNA. RefSeq lists its product as uncharacterized. The coding region runs from base 99 to 605 and encodes 168 amino acids. Lineage: Eukaryota; Metazoa; Arthropoda; Insecta; Hymenoptera; Colletidae. The record is from RefSeq and is a predicted model, not a curated record. The transcript is spliced from 5 exons.
AAAAGUAACGAGCGACAGAGCGGUUCCGGACAGUUCUAAACGGUCGAGCUAAUCAAUACCUUCUGUUCCUCUCGCCGUGGGUGUUGAACGCGAUCAAAAUGAAGCUCAUUACUCUGUUUCUGAUCAUCUUCGCGGUUGGGGUAUUCGCCAGACCCGACGGUUCCAUGGAAAGUGCAUCAGAUGUCGAUCAAAAUGACUCAUCAGCAUCAAUGGAAAAAAUGAUGCAAGGACAAGAGGAUCAAGGGGGACAAGGGGAACAAGGGGGUCAAAUGACCGCUCCGAUGGACAUUAAAUACAUGAUCGAGGAUCUUUACGAAACUUACGUGCCAGGUUUUGCGCAAACCAUCAUCGAAACCAUAAAUACUAUAAUUCCCGGAAUCAUCACCGGUCCUAUAACUAUCCCCCUCGAUGCUCUUCACACCGCAAUCAUGCAGUCCGGUAUCGUUAAUUCUAUGCUGGAGAAGAAUCCUUUAACUACUAUACUAGAAAAAAUACCCAUAAUGGGGUCUCUAAUACCUUACGCAGCAGAAAUGAUUGGCGUGCCGCUGAAUGUUAUGAACUUUGUAGUCUCUCUGAUCAGCAUGUUUGUAUCUCGCGCAUUGUAAUGUAGACCAUAAAAAAAUUAUCUAUAAAAAACAAUACUUAACCGAAAGUUGCAAAUAAAACUGAAUGACUG